AAUCUGGAGGGUCUAUGGGUAAAUUUUGCCUCCAGAGAUGAUACAAUCCAGCGUACCCUGAAAGGAGAAAAAAUCGAUCAUGGGUACUUCAGAAAUAAUUACUUUCUUGAAAUUAGAAACCUGGUGAGUGAAUAUCAGAAUAUAUUCACAACAAACCUAUCAACCCUGCAAGCUGAAACUGCCUCCCUAACGUCUACGGAAGAAGAUCUGGAAAUCGAAUCCAUGUUCCGUGAGCAAAGGGUGCUCAUUGAUACAUUAGAGCGUAUCAUGAGUAAGGUGACGAUUGAAACACGCCAAAAUUUUAAGGCGAUCAUAUUCGAAAAUUGGACUGAAAUUAAAAGGAUUCAUGUCCAAAUUCACAAAAAAUUUAAAAACCCCAAAGAGUUGGGAUACGAUGAUUCCCGAUAUUAAAUGGCUGAAGAUGCCAUUAUAACAUUUCAAAUGGCACUCGGCGUAGACAGACCACAGAAUACUGGAGA
Molecule: messenger RNA, 479 nt
Organism: Drosophila ficusphila
Lineage: Eukaryota; Metazoa; Arthropoda; Insecta; Diptera; Drosophilidae
Exons: 1
Source: RefSeq, a predicted model, not a curated record